Messenger RNA from Tetrahymena thermophila SB210, 543 nucleotides. RefSeq names its product ADP-ribosylation factor. Gene Ontology annotation, cellular component: cytoplasm. The record is from RefSeq and is a predicted model, not a curated record. Lineage: Eukaryota; Ciliophora; Oligohymenophorea; Hymenostomatida; Tetrahymenidae. Gene Ontology annotation, molecular function: GTPase activity; GTP binding. The transcript has a single exon.
AUGGGUUAGUGCUUAAAAUUAUGCCAAUGUUAAAGAAUAAUUAGGGUUCAUUUAUUAGGUUUAAAAAAUGUUGGUAAAUUUACAUUAACUAAUAAAUGGAGAACUGGAAGAAUACUUGAUAAAUCUAAUUACACAAUAAAUUUUUGUGAGUAUGAUGAAUUUUAGUAUUAAAAUUGUUAAUUUUAGAUUUGGUCUUACCCUCUUGUAGUAGAGUAGUAUUUGUUUUCUGUCUAUUGGUAGAAAGGCGAUGCAAUUGUUGUUUUAGUAGAUUCAUCAUAAUUGGAAUAAGAGAAUUAUAUUUAAAACUACUUACAUGAUAACCUCUUUUAAAUAAAUGAGUAAAAUGCACUUAAAAAAAUUUCAACUCUUAUUUUAGCUAAUAAAAAAGAUAUCUGUAAAUAUAAUGAUUCAUAAAUUUUAGAUUAUAUAGAUAUUAAUCGAUUUACAGAUAAAGUUAAUUACAAAUUAAUAUACACUAAUUGUUUUUCUGGAGAAGGGUUAUAUGAGGCUUUAGAAUGGUUGAUUUCAAAUACUGUAAUUUGA